UCGGCCGGCGGAGCUAUGGCGCUGCCCGAGGCGCUCGCCUGUGGGCGCUCUGUGCACUGGCCUCGCGUGGUGCUUUUCGGAGACUCCAUCACCCAGUUUUCUUUUCAGAAGGGUGGAUGGGGAGCAUCACUGGCUGACAGUCUGGUCAGAAAAUGUGAUGUUUUGAAUCGUGGAUUUUCGGGUUACAAUACCAGAUGGGCCAAAAUUAUCCUUCCAAGAUUAAUCAGGAUGGGGAGCAGUUUGGACAGCCCAGUGGCAGUUACAAUUUUCUUUGGUGCCAAUGAUAGUGCACUAAAAGCUGAGAAUCCCAAGCAGCACAUCCCCCUGGCUGAGUAUGUCUCAAACUUGAAGAGCAUGGUGCGGUACCUGCGGUCUGUGGGCAUCCCCCAGGAUCGAGUCAUUCUCAUCACUCCUCCCCCGCUUUGUGAGUCAGCCUGGGAGGAGGAGUGCCUCAUACAAGGUUGCAAAUUAAAUCGCUUGAACUCCGUUGUUGGUGAAUAUGCCAAUGCCUGUGUACAAGUGGCCCAAGACUGUGGGACUGAUGUCCUUGACCUGUGGAACCUGAUGCAGAAGGACAGCCAGGACUUCUCAUCCUACUUAUCAGAUGGACUACAUCUAUCACCAAAAGGAAAUGAGUUUUUGUUUUCACAUCUCUGGCCUCUGAUAGAGAAAAAGGUGUCUUUUCUGCCUUUGCUCCUUCCUUACUGGAAAGAUGUAGCAGAAGCAAAACCUGAACUGAGUCUGCUGGGAGAUGGAGACCAUUAGUCAACCCCAGAAAACCCAAGUUUGGUUGUUAAUUACAGAACUUGAAGUUGCUUAUACACAGAGAUUCCAAGGAGGAUAACUGAAGAAUUUAAGCUUAAACCUUUGCUCAUGACCCUAGAUCAAAAACCGCUAAUAUUUGCUACCAAUAUUAAUAAAAGUUUCAGAAUUUUCAGGGAAGUGUUGUA
Molecule: messenger RNA, 950 nt
Organism: Castor canadensis (American beaver)
Lineage: Eukaryota; Metazoa; Chordata; Mammalia; Rodentia; Castoridae
Gene: Iah1
Product: isoamyl acetate hydrolyzing esterase 1 (putative)
Molecular function (GO): hydrolase activity, acting on ester bonds
Source: RefSeq, a predicted model, not a curated record